Clupea harengus (Atlantic herring) is the source of this 720-nucleotide messenger RNA. RefSeq names its product acyl-CoA binding domain containing 7 (gene acbd7). The record is from RefSeq and is a predicted model, not a curated record. Gene Ontology annotation, biological process: fatty acid metabolic process. Lineage: Eukaryota; Metazoa; Chordata; Actinopteri; Clupeiformes; Clupeidae. Gene Ontology annotation, molecular function: fatty-acyl-CoA binding.
GCCAUGUACAGAGAGUCGCGUGAACGGAAGUUCAUAUAUUCAUUACGGUAACGGUCCCAAUGACAGAUAUGCACACAGUGACAACCAAAAACUACCGUUAGUGUCAGAAACAUAUGUUUAUCACACGCUCAGAAGCCUGGUUGAGUAUUAUUGUGAGGCUGUAUUCAUCUGCAGAGGGACAAAGGUUGAGAGAAGAACCAGCCGAAAGAAAAACGGAGGAAAAUGUCUUUGCAGGCAGAAUUUGAGCAGCAUGCUGACGACGUAAAGAAAGCCAAGACCAGGCCAGCGGACCAGGAGCUUCUGGAUAUGUAUGGCCUCUACAAGCAAGCUACAGUCGGGGACGUAAACAUUGCCAGACCUGGAAUGUUGGACCUGAAGGGGAAAGCCAAAUGGGACGCAUGGGAUUCCAGGAAAGGUAUGUCUAAAGAGGAUGCCAUGACUGCUUACAUCAAGUUGGCCAAGGAGGUCAUUGCCAAGUACGGCAUGUGAUGACAGAAAUCUGAUGUAUAGUGACAUUUAGAAUUAAGAAGUGCAAUAGAGAAGAAAUGCAUUUAUUGAAGGCUCCCUUUUUUACUUUCAGUGUUGCAUUAACCCUGACUUCAUGUAUCUGUCAUUUUAUUUUAAUACUUGCACACAAAUGUCUCUGAUCAUUUCAGUCAUGCACAAUUUGUUUAUGUAACUGAUCAACUGAUUGGUUUAAUAAAUUCUUUUAAUUUAGAA